Malassezia sympodialis ATCC 42132 is the source of this 2595-nucleotide messenger RNA. RefSeq lists its product as uncharacterized. Gene Ontology annotation, biological process: maturation of SSU-rRNA from tricistronic rRNA transcript (SSU-rRNA, 5.8S rRNA, LSU-rRNA). The transcript has 3 exons. Bases 1 to 2595 code for a protein of 864 amino acids. Lineage: Eukaryota; Fungi; Basidiomycota; Malasseziomycetes; Malasseziales; Malasseziaceae. Gene Ontology annotation, cellular component: 90S preribosome; nucleolus. The record is from RefSeq and is a predicted model, not a curated record.
AUGAAAGCUCUCGACCCUGAAGAAGCGUUACGUCGACAGACAGAGCUUCGUCGCAUGCGCGAACUCAUGUUCCGUGCGGAACAGAAAGCUCGUCGGGCCAACAAAAUCAAGAGCAAGACGUAUCGACGCGUGCAUCGGAAAGAGCGCGAGCGCAUGCAGCAGCAACUGGCCGAAUUGACCGCUGCAGAGGGGGGUCUCGACGAUGAGGAGCGCGAGGAACUCAUGUACAAGGCUGCCAAGGACCGUGCCAAAGAACGUGCAACGUUGCGGCACAAGAACACCGGAAAAUGGGCCAAGAUGCAUGUGGGUCGUAAUGACGAGGCGUCCCGAGACGCGACGCUAGCGUUGGAAGAGCAGCUUCGUCGUGGCGAUGAGUUGCGCAAGCGUAUUCAUACAAUGGAUGAAGACGACGAUGAGCUGUCUCUGGACGACGACGACACAGAUGGGCGCGCCACUGCCUUCGACGAACUGGCCGAUUUUGAACAGAAGGAAGCCGAGAGAGAUGCCCGCGAAGAGGCGGAGCUGGAGGCAUCAGACAAGAAGGGCAAGGGUCUGUUAAACAUGAAAUUUAUGAAAGACGCACGCGAACGGCAAUCCAAGGCAGCGAGAGAAACAAUCCAAUCCCUCCGCGAUAUGGUCACGCAAGAGGACGACACCAGUGACACUGAGGCCGGCAGACCGGACGGCGUGGAUGUGCACCAAGUUGGUCAUGCAGCCGGUCGUGCUGUGUACCAUACUGCUGCGGCUCGUGAGAAUCAUACCCAGGCCCCAACGGAGCGCCCAGCUAACCCUUUUAAGACAAGCCAGAGCAAUCCAUGGCUGGCAGAUUCCGAGGAACGUACUAAGGGACCUGCUGUAUCGUCGGUACCCAGUGGCACGGAUAAUACUGCAGCGGCGCGCUCGCGGCAUCGCACAGAACGUCAUUUACAGCGGGGACAGGAAGCGCGUGCAGCGGCCAUGGAUGAUGCCGCACUUGCCAUUGAUCCCCAUGCCCAGAUGCAGGCGGCCGCAGCCUCCGAGUCAGACAGCGACGCAGAGCCAGUUGAGGUCUCCAAGACCAGUCGCGGGAAGCGUGGGCGAGGUAAGAGGCACAGUUCGACUCUGCCGUCGAUGCAGCGGGACCUCGUGUCUGAGGCCUUUGCGGGAGACGAUGUCGCUGUCGACUUUGUGAAGGAAAAGCAAGCCGUGGUGGGAGCCGAGGCGCCAAGGGAGGAGGACACGACGUUACCCGGUUGGGGCAGCUGGGGUGGAAAAGGCGUUCGACGCAAGUCUCAAAAGAACCCUCAUCUCAUCAAGAAGGUGGCCGGUAUCGACCCGCGAAAUCGAAAGGACUACGGUAUGGAUCAUGUCAUUGUCAAUGAGAAGCUUGAUAAAAAGGCCAGCAAGUACAAGGCCAAAGACCUACCUUUCCCAUACACGAGCGCCGCGCAGUACGAGGCGGCUAUGCGUACGCCCAUCGGUGCAGAAUGGAAUACGCGCACACAACACCAGCGUCUGACCCUCCCCCGCGUGACGACCAAGAUGGGCCAACGGAUUGAUCCAAUUCGUGCUUCUACGGAUGUACCAGAGGGUGCUGAAAGCGAUGAAAACAUGACUGAGCAUGCCAUGGAUGGAGACGAUGAUGAGUCCUCGGAGUCGUCUGGUAGCGACGAGGAAGGCGUACUGGAAGAUGAUGAAGAACUUUCAGAUGAAGAAGAAGGUCCUGGAUAUGCCCAAUUUAUUGAUCCUGAUGACGAAAGCGAUGAGGAACCUGAGGUCGUCACAGACGAGGACGAGGAAGACACUCUGCGACAGCCCAUUCCUGACUCUUCCGAUAUCAGUGAAAAGCGGGAACAGGCCAAGCAGCGUCUACGUGAAUUGGGGAUGAUGCAAAAGUUUUCGCAAGGUGACAAGGUGCAGCAUGCACUUGAGACUCGAGGAUCCAAGAAUGCGCCAACUGUCAUGUCCGCUCGGAGACCCGUUUCGCGGAAGCGUAACGUCGUUGAACCGUCACAUCGAACAAAGAGUCGCGAUCCUCGCUUUGACUCUUUGUCGGCGGGCCCUGUCAACUUGGACUUGCAUGCCAAGUCGUACAGCUUCAUACCCGGCAUGUAUCAAAAUGAAAUCCAGUCGCUACGAUCGACCUAUGGCAGGUUGAAACAAAUGGAGGCGCACCAUGCAGGGCCAAAGGCGAAAAGCCAGCAGGCACUUCAAAUUCGAGAAGAAAGAGAGAAGGUUGAACGCGCCUUGCGCCGUGCCGAAAGCCAAGACAAUGAGCGCCAACGUCGCGAGCUCGAGCGCAGUGUUAAAUCGGAUUUCAAGAAGGAAAACCAACGUCGUGUGGAUGCUGGUAUGAAACCCUUCUUCCCCAAGAAACACCAGCUUCAAGAAGCUAUCCUGCGGAAGAAAUUCGAUACUAUGACCGGCUCUAGCGAGUCAGGUUCUUCCGCUGCUUUGCGAAAAGCGAUGGAUCGGAAACGCAAGAAGGAUGCACAGAAACAGAAAAAGUCCCUUGAUGCUGCGUUGGGUGGCGGAGCACGCACAGAUUUCCUGCCUACACGGCGAACAGGCACAUCACAUAGUGGACAACCCCACAAGCGCGGCCGCCGUGGCUAG